Molecule: messenger RNA, 1828 nt
Organism: Porites lobata
Lineage: Eukaryota; Metazoa; Cnidaria; Anthozoa; Scleractinia; Poritidae
Source: the annotation of a GenBank genome assembly
AUGACUCAGCCAAAUGACAACUCGUUUUAUGUAACGCUGACUAGUCAAAAAACACAGGAAUUUCCAGACAAUUUACCCACGCAAUUUCAAUACCGUUUGCCUCAAAGCUUAUGGUUACCGGGCAAAUGGAAAGUGGGUUUGGCAAGUGUGUUUUUACCUGGCGUUUCCAAUCCCAUUCCCCAUGUUGUCACAUCCCAUGUCAGUUCCUCUCUGACGGAACAUCAUGACACAAAUCCUACCAAGCCUUUCGGUAUUCGCUCGAUUCACAACCUGUACAAAGGGAGUGAUACCGAUAUUUUAUUUCAACAAUAUGCCAAAGCUUUCAAAUCUAGUCAAUCUCAAGAAUUUUUGUCCCAACUUAAAACAGCAGAUUUGCAAGAUGCCUCCAAUGGAUUUGAUUUUAUGUCCAAAGUUUUUUGGUGGAUGGAACAGGAUUUAAACAAAAAAAUACCCACGGGGUAUGAAUUUGCAGAUAGUAAUGAUAAUUGGAGAAUAGAUGUUUCUGCUCAAGAUAAUUACACGAGUUGGUUGCUUCGGCAUUACAAUGUUGAAAGUACCAACAGAAAAAGUGUGCCUUGUUUAGCCAUUAAUUUGAUCUUGGCUAAACAAAUGGGUUGGGUUGUAGAAACAACUACCAAUGUGUUUGCAGUGGGACCGAAUUUACUCAUGGAGCUUCCAUACGGUACUACUAGUGUAAAACCAGAUCCCGCGACCUGUCUCAAUGCAAAAUUUUCUUUUACUCAACCCAUUCAUGUAGUAGACGGAUUGCUGUAUCUUUGCUCCACGUUUAGUUGGCGCUUUGUGAAUUUAAAUGAAGCCUUUGACAGAGCGAUUCAUCGACCCUAUGAAACCCCCAAAACAGUUUUCAAUGUGUUAAAACCCUGGAUGACUAACCUUACAUUAUGGAAUAUGGAUCUUGGACUCGCCUUGAACGAUAAGUUUGUAGAUCUGCCUGUAUCUCCCCAUUAUUGGAAACCCAGGACUCUGAGUGUGACUUUGUUAAGAGGAGUAAAAAUUGUGGAUGGUGCAUCUCACGGAGAUUACGCUGGGAAUGGAUAUGGGAAUUGAUAUGAGCUCCUUAACUCGCAACAAAACUUAUACGGUGGCAUUAGAGUGGUACCAAAAGGAUGAGUGGCUGUUUAACCGUUCUAAAUUUUCAGCGGAAGGAACGGGUUUACAAGUUCAUCAUUUGCGGGCUGAAAAAUAUACUCAUGAGCAAAACAAAACCCAUUUGAUUUAUUACCACACAUUGACUAUUCAAUUCACUAAAACUUCAAGUAGCAAUGCAACAUUAAGCCUCAAGUUUGAAAUAGGGUUUCCACUGUCUGCGAAAUAUUCAGGUGAAUUAAAAGACAACACUUUUUUGGUGCUGUAUGGUGUGGAUGGUCAUGUAGAACAGGUACCAGAUGUGUAUGAUGAUCACCCGAUCAUUCCCUCUUCUCACACAACCACCGAAACAACGACUACCAGUACGGGGGACAAGAAAGCUUCCACACUUCCUAAAUCUCAUGGAACAGACAAUUUACGCCCUCUGUUUUUGUCUUGUAAUUUAACCAAAAGCAUUGAUGGAAACAGAACCAUCAUGAAGUCUGUCGCUUAUAAUAACGAAAAAACGCUGAUUGAAUGUAACCCUAUUCAAUUUUAUUCCAUGAGGAGUUAUUUGGUGGACAUUUUAGAAGUGACUGUGACAGAAUGGAAUAACAUUAUUCCCGACUUCAAUCAGGAUAGUCCAGUCAUUGUCACUUUACUGUUCAAGAAAAAGCAAACAGAGACUCAACGCAAAUACAUUAAGUUGGAAGAAUCAGUGGACCAUGACGAGCUCAUAUAA